GAGGAAGCCUUCUUCUUGGCAGUGGUGGGGAAAAAGGAAUAGGAGCGUCCACAUAGGAGCGUUCACAUGGGUGAACAGCACCCUACCAUAUGAGGAGGGAGAAGAGAAGGAUGUUCCCCAUGCCUUGAAAGAAGAAAAGCUUUUGCAAGUUCGUUUGAAGAAGAAUCUCUUCGUCUUAUCAUAGAGGGAGCAUCAUAGCAAUGGAACAAUCGCCAGUUCAAUGGCCAUCUGAAGCGGAUGAGUACUCUACCUUCAUCUUCCCAUCCGAAAUGACCUCUCUAGAUCACUUUGAUGCGCAAGAGAUCAUACGAUCCCUUGGCGAGGACUUUGAAUACCCUUCUUGUUUUUCUUCCUUUGACUCGCCGGGGAACACUGAAUUGAACGCCCCCAUGAACUGCUCAUCCAUGGAGGUCUCCGAAGGGCCCAUUGAUGUCAACAAGGCUGACGGAGUCCCAGGAGCAGUGCCAAACGCAUCGUCCAUUAGUUUAAUCUCAUUUGGCCAUCCGGAGCCAGUGCAUGAUCCCCUCGGACUAUGGCCGAGAAAUGAAAGCUUCUACUGUAGUCAUGGUUCAACAUCGAAUGAGAAGACCCUGGACUUCCGGAGACCUGAGAGGAACAGAAUGAUGAGUAGAUCAACUUCUCAAGACCAUGUGAUGGCAGAGAGGAAGCGAAGGGAGAAACUUGGCCAGCAGUUUAUAGCACUAUCAGCAAUCAUCCCUGACCUAAAAAAGACUGACAAGGCUUCACUUGUUGGAGGUGCAAUCAACUACCUUAAGCAACUUGAAGAGAAGGUGAAAACCUUAGAAGAACAGGCUGUCAAGAAGAAUACUAGGCCUAUUGUCUUUGUCAAGAAGUCACACCUUUCAACCAACAAUGCAAUCUCCAAUGCUGACGGGAGCUCACCUGACAAAGCUAUCCAAAAGGUCGAGGCUAGCUUGGAAGGAAAGACUAUUCUUAUGAGGAUUCAUUGCGAGAAGAAGAAGGGAAUAUUAGUGAAGGUGCUAUCAGAAAUUGAGAAGCUUCACCUCAGUGUCAUCAACACAGGCGUCGUUCCCUUUACUGACUCCUCUCUAAACAUCACUGUGACGGCACAGAUAGAAGAAGGAUUCUCUAUGACAGUGCAAGAUCUUGUGAAGGAAUUAAACUCAGCUCUCAGCCAGUUGUUGUGAGAAUAGAGCUGUUGUACAAAAGAGGCUGUUGCAUGUCCAUUAGAAGGUGGUUUCCUUUUAGAAAGCUAGAGAUAUUGGGUUGUUACCUUUUUCUAAGUGCUUCAACUAGGUAGUGGAGACCAAAUAAGAGCCUGGCAAUUUGUUUAAUCUCCAGAAAAUUGAUACUUCUCCUGCAAGUGUUGGUAUCUUUACAAGGUUUCGCAUAUUCUUUUGCCGACAACCAUGCAUCCACGUUUUCCACGUGGUCAACGAAGUUUCACAUCUUUCCACGUGGUUUAUUUAAGCUUCCUCUAUCCGUGUGGCCAUCUCCCCUCUUUUUUUUUUAAUGUUCUUUGACUUCGAAACAUUCUCUCAUGCUUUCUAUACGCGGACAUAAACGCGAACACCUUUUUAG
Messenger RNA from Elaeis guineensis (African oil palm), 1563 nucleotides. RefSeq names its product transcription factor NAI1-like. Gene Ontology annotation, molecular function: protein dimerization activity. Lineage: Eukaryota; Viridiplantae; Streptophyta; Magnoliopsida; Arecales; Arecaceae. The record is from RefSeq and is a predicted model, not a curated record.